Messenger RNA from Dermacentor silvarum, 1127 nucleotides. It is a transcript of the gene PDCD-5, whose product is annotated as programmed cell death protein 5-like. The record is from RefSeq and is a predicted model, not a curated record. The coding region runs from base 717 to 1100 and encodes 127 amino acids. Lineage: Eukaryota; Metazoa; Arthropoda; Arachnida; Ixodida; Ixodidae. Gene Ontology annotation, cellular component: nucleus; cytosol. The transcript is spliced from 5 exons. Gene Ontology annotation, molecular function: DNA binding.
UAGGGGGGGAAAAAAAAAAGAAAAAAAAAAAAAAAAAAAAACGCCUCACUUGCGUCAACUGCUGAGGACCUUGAUUGGCAGCCAACCAACCAACCAUUUGCGGCUCGGCGCCAAUUCCAUAAAAGGAGAUGCGCAUGCUUACUCUGCGCUGACUCAACAGCUGCGAUCAGUAAAAGCAUAGCCUUUGAGAUGUGGUUCCGUUACUCGCAACGUUCACUGGAGUGUGGAUAUACUGGCAAAAAAGGUGCUGGUUGUGUGAAUAAAGCAUUUUUGUGAUUGUGUGAAUAGAUCGUUUGGCCUGUGUUUCGCCCCCCAAACCGUACAGUAGGUGGUGUUUAGAUCCAACGCCCAGCAACCACGCCCUUGAAUACACAAAAAUAGAUUCCAAAGGCAAUUCUCUUACGAAUUUAAAUGUUGUGUCAAAUAUACUUCAUAGUAGACAUGUUUUAAUAAUUUUGGCUUUAGUAGUGAUUUAGCCAAUUAGCCAACGCGAUCCAGAGCUGUCCUAAAAAACUAAAGCGACAAGCAGCCGCUUCUCAAGUGGAGGGUGGAGGGUAAAACACUUGCACCGCGUCUGCACCUUGGCAUUCGUUUGGAUUGUCGCGCUGUGCCUGCACCGCAGAAAUCGAGCUGCACAAUUUCUCGUGAACCGCCGUGAACUGGUUCACAGUCAGGCGAAUCGAACGGACCUGUGGAGUGAGUGACAGAACAAAAUUAUGGCUGACGAAGAGUUGGAAGCUCUUCGCGCAAGGCGCCUUGGAGAUCUUCAAAAGGAAUUCGGCGGGAAUGGACCAUCGAAUGCUGACCGUGAAGCCGAGCAGAAGGCAAAGGCAGAAGACUUCAAAAAUCAGAUCUUAAGUCAAGUACUGACUCAGGAAGCAAGAGCCAGAUUGAAUACAAUUGCUGUGGCCAAGCCUGAGAAAGCAGCCCUUGUUGAAAACAUGAUAGUGAGAAUGGUCCAGAUGGGACAGAUUCAAAGCAAGCUUCAAGAAUCCAACCUUAUCAACCUUUUGGAAAGAGUCAGUGAGCAAACACAAAAAAAAACUACCGUGAAGUUUGACAGGCGCAGGGCUGGCAUGGACUCUGAUGAAGAAUAUUAAGGCAAAAAUAAAAAUUUUUGUACAAGA